Messenger RNA from Annulohypoxylon maeteangense, 3205 nucleotides. RefSeq names its product Pkinase-domain-containing protein. The record is from RefSeq and is a predicted model, not a curated record. Lineage: Eukaryota; Fungi; Ascomycota; Sordariomycetes; Xylariales; Hypoxylaceae. Gene Ontology annotation, molecular function: protein kinase activity; ATP binding. Gene Ontology annotation, biological process: protein phosphorylation. The transcript is spliced from 4 exons. Bases 736 to 2643 code for a protein of 635 amino acids.
GUCCAUCAUAUGCAGCUUUACGCAUUUCCUUCUUUUUAGUUACUCUUCUCGGCCUAUCCACCAUGAGAAUUAUCGCGACAUUUCAAAUUGAACCAUUGACCUCCUCUAUGUUGUUCAAGAAGAAAAGGCUGACCAACGAACGAAGUACAUUAAUCACCUAGGUACCUCACGUAUAGGUAGAUUAGGUAUUAAGCUCCGAGCCAUAUCGCGAACCCAACGUUAAUUCCGGGUGAUAAGUCGCCCACUAGCCCCCAUAACGGUAAUCUGUUGAUGGUCAUAGCUCUUAGGAGCUUGCACCUAGACAACCAAUGCUCCGACGCUCCAUCGCAAUAAUCGCACAUUAAACAUACAAACCUUCAACUUUAUCCUCAAGACGUCGCAAUCCUCCUAAUUCCUCAAACUUCGCUUUACUCUCACUUUUUUACUCGUCUUGCUCAAUCGGCUUUCACAUUUCUCCCUUUCAAAUUGAAGGCCACUCUAAUCAGUUUCGAAUUGCCCCUUUUUCCAAGCAAUUGUUCACUCUACCAAGUACACGACGUUCCAGGUUCCCCCCCAUACAUUAAUCGCAUUGUUUGAUUCCAAGCAUUGCGUUGCUUGCGCAGCCCGCGGCUACUUAGCUGCCACUGCCUCCUGAGUUACAGCCACGACUUUUGUAGUCGCUGCACUUCGUAUUUCAAAUUGUAUUUAUACAAUUCAUAAAAAUCGAAGUCGGAAGUGCAAUAAUUCAACUACAAAAUGGGUUCUGAGGCUAUCGCAAGCCACUACCAGGUGCUUGAGGAACUUGGCCGUGGUAGUUUUGGUGUGGUUUAUAAAGGCAUUGAAAUUGCAACAGGGGAAGUCGUUGCCAUCAAGCAUAUUGAUCUUGAGUCCACCGAAGAUGAUAUUCAAGACAUUCAAGCCGAGAUCUCAGUUCUCAGCACCUGCGCCAGUCCUUACGUUACCCAAUACAAAGCUAGUUUCUUGAGGGGUAGUAAGUUAUGGAUUGUUAUGGAGUACCUCGGUGGUGGAUCGUGUCUUGAUCUGCUUAAACCCGAGCCGUCCUCUUUCAGCGAGACGCACAUUGCUAUCAUAUGUCGCGAAUUACUUCGUGGCCUCGAAUACCUCCACGCCGAAGGCAAGAUCCACCGAGAUAUUAAGGCUGCAAACAUCCUUCUCUCGGAUACAGGCAAGGUUAAGCUAGCCGACUUUGGAGUGGCAGCUCAACUCACGAACAUGAAGUCACAACGUAACACCUUCGUCGGUACGCCCUUCUGGAUGGCACCUGAAGUAAUUCAACAAGCCGGCUACGACUUCAAGGCCGAUAUCUGGUCUCUGGGAAUCACCGCCAUUGAGUUGGCCUUCGGUGAACCUCCUCACUCCAAUCUUCAUCCUAUGAAGGCAUUGUUCCAUAUUCCCAAGAGUGCCCCACCCAAGCUGGAGGGCAACUUCUCGAAAGACUUCAGGGACUUCGUCUCGCAGUGCCUCAUGAAGGACCCGGACCGAAGACCCUCAGCUAAGGACAUGCUUAAGCACCGUUUCGUUAGGUCUUCGGCGAAGGUGGAGGCAUUGCAGGAAUUGAUUGAGCGACGACGCAAGUACGACGCUACUCGAACAAAGAAGAAGAGCCGGUCGUUUUAUCAGGAGACCAUGAGAGAUCUCUCUCCUAAGGACGAGGGAGAUGAGUGGGUCUUCGACACUGUCAGAUCGGUUGCACCUAGAAGGCCAACUGUUAAGUCAAGAAAGCCAUCCUCAAUCUUUUCUACAGAGGAAGCAUUACGCAGAAUGGACAUCAAAGAUGCUCCGCUUCAACCGUCUUCUCCGGCCCCGGUUACUAUGCGCAAGGCUACUAUGCGAAGACAGCAUUCUCUAGCUCAAAUGUCAAGUAACGGUUCUUCGCGUGCCCCGCCCGCACCAGCACUACGACGGCCACUUCAACCAGAUAUGUCGUUUGGUAAUUCAGGCUCAUCCCAGCGCCUCUUUAGAAGAGUACCCUCCGACGGUUCUACGUCCGGUCAAGUCUCAUCUCUCAACUCGAGCGAUAUACCCGCAGAUGAGAAUAAGCAUCCCAACACAACCGAAGCGACGAACAAGGAAGCAAUCCUCGGACGUCGUCUUUACUCCAAGGCAGUUGAGCCCACCCUCGCAGAGCUCCACGCCCAGACAUCGAGUAUGGCAAAGCGCGACGCUCUCGGCAAGUUAUCCGACGCACUCGCACUACUCAAUUCCGUUGAUCCCGAGGGCGCUUACCACCUCUUACGCAACUUAAACUCCAACAUCCAACACGACGCCAAGCUAUCGAAUGCGUUCCUAAAGCAGCCUAAUGAUUCCAUCAAAGGAUAUGACACCACGCCUCAAGGCACAGUGAUUAUUAAGAGCCAGACACCAAGCAACCAGAACCCGACUCCCGCGAAGCUCGUCCUAGCGUCUAACAACCCGCACUUGAAGAGCCACAGACGGCGACAGUCGAGUGUUGCCAGUAACGGAAGUCCCGGAAAGUCUAGUCAGCGAGACCGGGACCGCGAACGCGAUCUCGAGAAGGCUGCGUUGCGAGCUAAGUUCCCCGGUCAGCCGGCUCAGCCCGGAAUGGAACACUGCAAGCAACUCUCCGAUGUGCUGUUCGGUCGAUGGGUCGAUGGGCUGCGGCAGCGCUGGCCUAAUGCUUAGGUAACCCCUCAUAGGUUCCUAGGGAAACUGGGACCUAUGAGCCGAAAUGGCAUCGUGCAGCAAUGAAUUAAGUUAAUGUGUAGGAUAACGAGACAGGGCUUCCAGAAACGCGAUCACAAGUGGGAGCUGCUAUAUACAGGGUUUGUACGAUGAAGGCUACGUACGGGUCGUCACAGUAUGAUUCACAUUUUUCAGACGCCGGGGAUGGGGAUGGAGAUCUAACACGAAGUUACGAUCUCUUUCCGCAUCUGGAUCUACUUUCUCUUUUUCGCUUUUAAAGGGAGGUAGAUAAUUUUUGCAUGGCAUAGGUGUUUGAGCUUCUUGUAUGGAUGGAUGGAUCGAUUGUAUUUCUGCUUUUUGCUGCGUUUUUUUUCCUGGCUGGACUGGAUGGGGGAUCAAUGAAUGGAGGGUUGGAUGGGAGGUUGGUUGGUUGGAUACAUAGUCAGGUACUCAGAAUACCAACCUAAUUUUUCACAAACUGGAGGCUUGACCUAGAAUUUGAUGAGUACCUAGGUAGGUAAUUAUCACGAUAGUCACUUGUUUUGGAGCUCAUUAGGUACAU